AUUUUUUUUUUAUUGUGUAGCUAUCAUUAAAUGGUAGCUAAAUAAUUAUAUUUCUUUUCAUUUUCAUUUAGUUUUGUUUUUUUUCUUAUAAUGAUUGAAGGAAAGGCAAAUGAACUCCCAGAUUUUCAAGUAUUUCGAACAGUUAUAAAAUACUGUUUAUUUAUAAUAAUCGUACCUGUCAUAUCUUUCUUCGCUGCUAAGAUCGUCCUAUUUGAUUGCCUGCUGCGGCUUGAGGCUAUCACAAGUAGCGUGUACUCUGCAGUUGUUGCUGUGAUAGUAUUACAUAUUACCCUCGGUUUAUACAUAUACAAGGCGUAUGGUGAAGCGGAUAAAGCACCGAAACCUGUAAAAAAAGAUUAG
Aricia agestis (brown argus) is the source of this 360-nucleotide messenger RNA. Its product is annotated as vacuolar ATPase assembly integral membrane protein VMA21 homolog. The record is from RefSeq and is a predicted model, not a curated record. Gene Ontology annotation, cellular component: endoplasmic reticulum membrane. The transcript is spliced from 2 exons. Gene Ontology annotation, biological process: vacuolar proton-transporting V-type ATPase complex assembly. NCBI's taxonomy places the organism in Eukaryota, Metazoa, Arthropoda, Insecta, Lepidoptera, Lycaenidae. The coding region runs from base 91 to 360 and encodes 89 amino acids.